AAAUUCGGGCAAGGCAGUUCCUUCAUGAAAUGGAUAUCUAACAUGAUGAAGGGGUUCUGUAAAGCAAAUGAAGAAGACAACUCUCCCACCGGUGCUCUUGCCAUUGCAGGUACUAAUGAUAAUGUUAACGGGAAUGGGGGUCAACACUUUGCUCUGUAUCCCCACAGGGAAGAUAGUCAAUGCAGAAACACUGGUUUCCAGUCUUUUUUCCAGUCCAUAUAUCUUCCAAGGAGAGAGAUUCAAGAUUCUAAUGUGGAUCUCCCGAUUGAUGAGCAGGAUACAAAUGCUGCUCCUUUAAGCUGUCAGGGGAAACUUCCAAACUUUCACGAACAAUUUCUCUUUACGAACAAGAAUGAUAUGUCCUCAUCUGGCAAAGAGACUGGUCUUGUAGCUGAACCUAAUGUUUCAUCUGGAAUGGUCGCUUCCAGGAGCUAUACAGAUAAAGAGGCUAAAGGUUCUCCUUCUUCACAUACUAAGUCUAAGCCGAAUGAAGAUAAAAAAAUAGGCCCUGAACCUGAUGGAAAAGAAGUUCAAUCUGUCACCGAUAGGAACGUGGCCCUGGGAAGUUUAUGGAUAAGCCGGUUUUCAUCAAGAAAAUCUUGCCUGCAAAGUAACGAGCAUCGUGAAAGAAUUGCCUCAGUCGAUUUCAAAGUCCAAGAGGCAAAUGGAUCAGCCUCAGUUAUGGUUAAAACCCACGAUUCAAAGAACACAUCAAAGGAGAAUCGUGCAAUAAACGCCGUUGAUAACUCAAGCUUGAUGCAUAACCUGAAUCCCAUGGCUUCUUCCCCGAGAAUAGAUUCAUGACAUUCAUCUGAAGCAC
Tarenaya hassleriana is the source of this 820-nucleotide messenger RNA. RefSeq lists its product as uncharacterized. The transcript has a single exon. The record is from RefSeq and is a predicted model, not a curated record. Lineage: Eukaryota; Viridiplantae; Streptophyta; Magnoliopsida; Brassicales; Cleomaceae. Bases 25 to 804 code for a protein of 259 amino acids.